AUGAGCCAAGAGUCCCAACAGUAUCAACAGAACUUGAUCUCUGGUGACCUCCAGGAUAUCAUUUACAGUUACCAAGCACAUCCUGAACUACUUAAACUCAUUUUAUUAAGUAAGUUAGAAGAGGACAAAAGAAGGGCUGAAGAAGCCAAGUUACGAGCCAAGGAGCUGGACCUCAUAUUAUUACAACAACAGGAUCAAUACCAGCAUCAGCAACACCAAUAUGAUACUACACUCAAUCUUAGCAAUGAAAAUUCUAAUAUACCAACUCUACAUGGCAUAACUUCAAACAAUGACAAUAUAAACACUAGUUUUGUGCAGUCUACUCCUCCAUUAAGUAGUAGCUCGUCGAUAGACGGCAGAUCAAUAUUUCAAUCUCGGCCAAGCUUAGAUGUUCUGCUAACAAACAACACCAGUACUUCCAAUACCCAUGUUGCAUAUUUAACAUCACAACAGCAGCAAUGGGCGUUCAGACGGGAAUCUGUACUCUGCUCUUCUUUUAAGGGAAGCGCAGCAGUGCCCGGCGAGUUUGUUGACCGUCCAUUUUCACCUACAACGCCCAGUACAGUAACCACAAGCACAACAAAUGCAGUACCUACACCUGUGACAGCUACACCAACCUUCACAGCGUUAAAUAGACCUCGAAGGAGAAGGGAAAUGCAAGCUAUAACAAAAAUUGUAGAAACACGUGAAUACCCAUAUAACGACGGUUAUUUCUGGAAGAAUAACGGUAAUACCGUACAGAAGAAGACUGGUAACAAAAGUGUAUACUAUAAAUGCUCUAAUAGCACUAAGGGCUGUCCUGUUAAUAAAACAGUAACAUGGAAAGACAAUGGCGAGUUCUUGAUUAAAUACCGGGGUGAACAUUUGUCCGAUUGCAACAAGGUGCAAAGAAUAGUAGAUAUUUGA
Molecule: messenger RNA, 906 nt
Organism: Mycotypha africana
Lineage: Eukaryota; Fungi; Mucoromycota; Mucoromycetes; Mucorales; Mycotyphaceae
Exons: 3
Coding region: 1-906 (301 amino acids)
Biological process (GO): regulation of DNA-templated transcription
Molecular function (GO): sequence-specific DNA binding; DNA-binding transcription factor activity
Source: RefSeq, a predicted model, not a curated record